Laetiporus sulphureus 93-53 is the source of this 180-nucleotide messenger RNA. RefSeq lists its product as uncharacterized. The record is from RefSeq and is a predicted model, not a curated record. The transcript has 2 exons. NCBI's taxonomy places the organism in Eukaryota, Fungi, Basidiomycota, Agaricomycetes, Polyporales, Laetiporaceae. The coding region runs from base 1 to 180 and encodes 59 amino acids.
AUGACCCCAGAAGAACAAGAAGAGCUACAUGAGCUCGAGAGAGAUGUCCAAGAAAUCUGUCGAGUAAUGGAUAAUGAGAAGGAUAUCAGAAAGGAAUUCGAGGAAGAAUUUCUGAUGCAAUGGAGCUUCCAAGAGGAGAAGCAAUACAAGUCGAUCCAAGCAUCAAUCCAAGCCUAUUAG